GUUCAGACCGUCUUCAAGCCCAUAGUGAAGCUCUCUUCUCCAGACUGCAGGCUGUGGACGGCCAUGAGCAACAUGCGAGGAGCUGGAGUUGCGGCAGCCGAACGACAGGCAGAGUUUCCAAUGUUGGAGUGGCUUUAUCAUGAUAACGUCGUUCAGGAUCGAGACGGACAUGGCUACGUCAACGAGAAUGGUCUACGUUCUCAGCUCUGGACGCAGUCACCACUGAAGCAGAAUCAGGACACCGUCAGCAAUAGAACUCGACGAGUUGACGGAUGCGCUCACGACUGCCUGAACGCAAACAACGAGCCCUUGGAGAAACCAUACAAGCUCGACUCCAACAUACAGCUGAAGAAGACCAUCCGACGAUGCCCUGGUCAUGGAGUUCAACGACAUGCAGUUAUCGAGGGCUCAGUACCAGGCUCCAGCUCCAAGACUGCAGCGUUGACUACCAUGUACACUCGCACGAUGUGCCGGGCACUCAUCAGCGACAUCACUUCCUUCGCGCGCAAGUUUACCUGCGCCCUGAUGUUGGCGACGCUCGUCUACAGCAACAUCGACAUACACCACGGAAGCCCGAACACAGAAGCAGAGCGAGUUCAGCUACUUCACCCUAAGGCGACGGCACCUCAGCUCGGCAGCGACGGUGCGGCGGCACAUGACAUCACCACGAUCACCGAUGACUUUCUCGAAGACAAUGGCAUGUAUUUCAUACCGGGCUCAAGCUGGCACUACAAGCAGGUACCGCUGGCCAGCUGUGGCAUCGGCGACAGGAUUGCUCAGCUCAUGAUCGUGCAGACACAGACUCCACCAGUGAAGAUCAGGGAUCACAUCGACGAGGACGAGACAGAGCGUGGCAAGAACGGUUGCGGCAGCACUGCUAACGGCACUGUCCAAAUGAAGGUGGCCUACGACCGGCUGCGGCGAGCCAAAGUGGACGACUUCACCAUGAACAUUCACGAGCAGCUGAAGAAUCUCGAUCAGAUAUGGUUGGCUCGCAUCUUGGCAGAUUUAGCAGGACAGCACACAGGCAUACUCACGGCGCCCAACACUCAGCAGCAGCUCAACCUGGGCGACGACACCGAUGGCACCACUCA
Molecule: messenger RNA, 1094 nt
Organism: Prorocentrum cordatum
Lineage: Eukaryota; Dinophyceae; Prorocentrales; Prorocentraceae
Source: the annotation of a GenBank genome assembly